AUGGCGUCAUCACCGUGCGACCUCUUUCCCGGAGCCAGUCGUCCACGGUUUUGAGUUGGUGGAAAUGGCAGGUGAAGAAAUGAACGAGGACUAUCCCGUGGAGAUCCAUGAGUCCUUGUCGGCCCUGGAGAGCUCCCUGGGUGCUGUGGAUGACAUGCUGAAGACCAUGAUGUCCGUUUCUAGGAACGAGUUGUUGCAGAAGUUGGACCCACUUGAGCAAGCCAAGGUGGACUUAGUUUCUGCAUACACAUUAAAUUCAAUGUUUUGGGUUUAUUUGGCAACUCAAGGAGUUAAUCCUAAGGAGCAUCCAGUGAAGCAAGAAUUGGAAAGAAUCAGAGUCUACAUGAACAGAGUCAAGGAAAUAACAGACAAGAAAAAGGCUGCCAAGCUGGACAGGGGUGCUGCCUCAAGAUUUGUCAAAAACGCACUCUGGGAACCGAAACAGAAAAAUACACCAAACGUUGCUAAUAAAGGGAAGAGUAAACAUUGACUUUCUGGUUUUGAUGUACAUAUUUUCAAAAAGUACAUCAUUUUUAUCAGCUUACGAAAUAGGUAGUUAUGUGGCAAUGUGAGGUUUAAAUGGAUUCCUUUUUGAAUUCAUAUGUAAAUUUACACAUUAAAUUUGUGAUACUGAAUUUUUUUUUUGCUGAGAAAGAUUAAGUUGUCUUUAGUGAUUUUCAUAUGAAGUAUCAUGAUGUUUUUAAUAUUGUAAGAUAUUCUAUAAGCAAUUGUGAAAUCCAAAUGUUCUUUGUAAACAUUUGUGGUGUUUUAAAUGAAUAAUGGAUAUUAUGAAGUGUGCUGUCUGUAGACUGGAGAUCUAAGGACAUCUGUUUUCACUAAUGGUGAUAAAUACAAUGACUUAAAUACCCACGCUGUUUUCCGUGUAGUUAGUUCAACAUGUUUCUGUGUUUUGUUUUGUUUUUUUUUUUGCAGUAAUUGCUUUCUUGAUAUUCAAAGUACAAAAUUGAAACCUUAAGGCUGUACUUUAACUCUUCAUGUUCCAUUUAAAAUAAAAUAUUCUCAUUACCAAUGAUGGAAAAUAAGAUUGUGUGUCCUGGCUGGCUUUGGCUUGGCUUGAUUCCCUCCUAACAAAGGUUGUUGCUAUGUAGCUCCCUCGCUUCUUGCUAUGCACAGAGAAAGGGAGCAUGGAAGGUAGGCGUGAGAAGCUGGAUCCAGUAGGCUGCAUUUGUGAGUCAUGUUUUAGUUUUCGUUUAGACGUUUUCUGACUAUAUGUUUCCUAGGCCACAUUUACUUAGGAAUUUUUUGAACCAAAUUUCUUUAUUAAAUACUGCCCCUUCGGCACAGGAGGAAUCACCUUGUAUUUACAUUCUGAUUUAUUUUUCCAGAAUAUUUGUGAGAGAGUUCUGCUUCUUAAGCUGUUUUAGUGACUGAGUCCCUAUAGCCUUGCUGCUCUCCCCCCACAUCAUCAUGUGUAGGGAUGCCAAGUAUAGCUAAGUUCUUUAAGUUUUGAGAAUAAGAGUUGUUGAAAUUGUCUGUGAUUAAUUUUCCACAACUAACUUUGAAUAUAUAAAUCUCUUGAUUCAUAGUAUCAUAUUAUAAUGGGCUUCGGAAGGCAUGUUAAAAUCUGUGAUAUGUGGAGAGUAAUUCCCAUAUGGAUGGAGAAAGCCUCUUAGCUCUGGUACCAGAUACUUUGCAAUCACGAUUAGGAACAUUUGUAGUUAUCUUACUCUCUGCCAUUUAAUUCUGUCAAAUUUCUAGCUAGUUUUCAAGUCACUUCAUUAAAGAAAUAAAUGCUUUGUUAAGAUAAUUAUAGAAUACAUUCUUAAU
This is a messenger RNA of Chionomys nivalis (European snow vole), 1788 nucleotides long. RefSeq names its product C1D nuclear receptor corepressor (gene C1d). The coding region runs from base 65 to 490 and encodes 141 amino acids. The record is from RefSeq and is a predicted model, not a curated record. The transcript has 5 exons. Gene Ontology annotation, biological process: regulation of gene expression; maturation of 5.8S rRNA. Gene Ontology annotation, cellular component: exosome (RNase complex); nucleolus. Gene Ontology annotation, molecular function: DNA binding; RNA binding. Lineage: Eukaryota; Metazoa; Chordata; Mammalia; Rodentia; Cricetidae.